GGAUAUAGGAUUCUAAGUAGUUAUUAUUUGUCUUUUAUAGGAACUGAUCCCAAAUCAGUAGUAUGCGCGUUUUUUAAACAGGGACAAUGUACAAAAGGCGAGAAAUGCAAAUUUUCACACGAUUUAAGUAUAGAAAGGAAAGCGGAGAAACGGUCAUUGUAUUGUGAUAUGAGAGAUGAUGAUGACAAGGAAACUGAUACAAUGGAUAAAUGGGAUGAGGAUAAAUUAAAGGAAGUUGUAGAGAAAAAACAUGGAAGUGGCACUCGUCCAACUACAGAUAUUAUUUGUAAGCACUUUCUUGAAGCGGUUGAAAAAGCAAAGUAUGGCUGGUUUUGGGAAUGUCCAUCAGGACAAAAAUGUAUUUACAGACAUGCACUACCUCCUGGUUUUGUUCUUAAAAAGGAUAAGAAGAAAGAAGAUAAAAAAGAUGAAAUUUCAUUAGAAGAUUUAAUUGAGAAAGAACGAGCUAAUUUAGGUCCAAGUCAGGUAAAAAUACACGCAUUUCUUUAUGACCUAAUAUUUUUCUAUCAUUUUAUUCUUUAA
Ceratina calcarata is the source of this 543-nucleotide messenger RNA. Its product is annotated as zinc finger CCCH domain-containing protein 15 homolog. The annotation marks the transcript as partial. The transcript has 2 exons. NCBI's taxonomy places the organism in Eukaryota, Metazoa, Arthropoda, Insecta, Hymenoptera, Apidae. The record is from RefSeq and is a predicted model, not a curated record. Gene Ontology annotation, molecular function: mRNA binding; metal ion binding. Gene Ontology annotation, cellular component: cytosol. Gene Ontology annotation, biological process: cytoplasmic translation.